UCUGUGACAUGACACUGACAGUGAAGCGACUGCUUUUUGUUUUUUGCAAAAAUAAACUGAAUUUCUGAAUGCUUCAUUCGUGUAAUUUUCCAACAUAAUUUCAUAAAUUACUCAGAUGUGAUUGACUUGAAACUUGCACAGAAAAUAUAAAUUCUUUUAUAUGUUCAUAACCUCGAUUAUCAGAGUAAAGUAUUCAAUCGUUUAUUUAAAGGCAAUACAAAAUGACUUCUGAAAAAGAUCCUUUAGCUAGUGAAAGGUCUGGAACUGUUAGGGAAGUUGGCAACCAUGCUAUAUGGAGUUUGUCCUCCUGCAAACCAGGAUUUGGUAUUGAUCAAUUAAGAGAUGAUUGUAUGGACACUUACUGGCAAUCAGAUGGUCAACUGCCGCACUUAGUUAACAUCCAGUUUCAAAGAAAAACCAUGGUUUCACAUAUUUACAUUUAUACUGAUUAUAAAUUGGAUGAGAGUUAUACCCCAAGCAGAAUCUCUAUACGAGCCGGAACACAUUUCAAUGACCUACAGGAAAUAGAAGUAAUUGAAUUAAUAGAACCCAGUGGUUGGGAAAUGAUACCAAUCAAGGAUAUCCAUGAUAGACCAAUCAGAACAUAUAUGAUACAAAUAGCAGUACUGAGCAACCACCAAAAUGGAAGAGACACACAUAUGAGGCAAAUAAAAAUACAUUCCCCAUGUGAACCAACUUCAUUUGAUAUCAACAAAUUUAGAAAUUUUUCAACUGUACAAUUUCAGCAAUAUGCUACAAUUCGAUAAAAUUAUAAUCUUAAAACAAUAAAGUUCUAACUUACAGCUGUAUCCAAAUUAAACUAUAAUUUAUAAAC
Messenger RNA from Bicyclus anynana (squinting bush brown), 835 nucleotides. RefSeq names its product anaphase-promoting complex subunit 10 (gene APC10). Bases 222 to 767 code for a protein of 181 amino acids. The transcript has 3 exons. Gene Ontology annotation, biological process: protein K11-linked ubiquitination; anaphase-promoting complex-dependent catabolic process. The record is from RefSeq and is a predicted model, not a curated record. Gene Ontology annotation, cellular component: anaphase-promoting complex. NCBI's taxonomy places the organism in Eukaryota, Metazoa, Arthropoda, Insecta, Lepidoptera, Nymphalidae.